Molecule: messenger RNA, 5361 nt
Organism: Cylindrotheca closterium
Lineage: Eukaryota; Bacillariophyta; Bacillariophyceae; Bacillariales; Bacillariaceae
Source: the annotation of a GenBank genome assembly
AUGGGUGUUCACCGUAUAACCAGUGUAGUCAAGAACCAACGCUGGGUUCCGACAGAUUCCACCAACGAUGAAGGUGAUGCAGCUUGUAGACUAUGGAGGGAUUGGGAUCCGUCAUUGUCGCUUUCCCAUCAUGGAUUGCCAAUCCAAAAGAUUCCAAAGCAAUCUUUGAUACUCAUUGAUGGAAACGGCCUUGCUUUCUAUCUAUUCAAAGUUGCUUAUGCUCGGUAUCUCAUAUCGCUCUUUCCAGGCCGAAAAAAGAGCACUUUCCCUUCCGUUAAUACUCUCUCGCCAUCUGAUUCGACACUUGCACUUCCUUGUAUGAUGCCGCUAAAUUUGCUGGAGGAUGUCACCCUUGAAUUUACAGCGCGUCUCCGGCUCUGCAAUCUUGAAUUCAAAGUGUUCUGGGAUGGCCCCUCUCGUCGUUUCAAGACUAUUACGCUCAAGAAACGUAUGGAACAGCGGCAUCAACAAUGGUCCAACAUGCACCAGUACUGUUUGCGUGGAGAAUUGCCGAAUGAGAAAAGAGUCUUUGGCUUUCUAAAUCAUUUCCCCCUUCCCGGCCUGUUCAUGCAAACAGUUCGAAAAUCUUUGCAUCACAAUCAAGUCGACAUGGUCUACUGCUCCGAAGAAGCCGAUGUCGAACUUGCUAGAGCGGCCUCUGGAAAUGCGAACUGCUACGUGUUUGGGCAAGACUCCGAUUUCUUUUUCUAUAAAGAUAUUCAGUAUGUGCCAUUUGAUUGCGUUUUCAUAGAGAAUGAUGCCAUCCACGCCUGCGUCGGGAAGCGGAAAGAUCUAGCGAUGCUCCUUGGAAUCGACGACGAAGCGAUGGUAGAACUAGCGAUCCUUCUUGGUAAUGAUUACAUCCAGUCGAUGAAGGUACCCAAAAAAGACGGGUUCGAUCGAGGGGAUCCUCUGUACGUGGCCCGCUAUUUGGGUGAGCAGCUUGAUGGGUUCUUGGUGUCAUCCUCCAACAAAUAUGCAAAGGAAUUGGCGUUCGUAAGGGCCUUGUACAAUUUGGACGACCUCGACUCAUUUCCUCUCGAAGAUGCGUCCGGAAUAGAUGAAUCUGCAUUGGAUGAACACGAAGACUUUGCCAAACACUUGAGGUCUGAGCUUCCUUUCGAUGUGGCCAAGGAAGCUGACAGUGCACUCCAAGCUGGUCUUGGACUUGCUGAAACCGUUCAACGAUGUUUAUCAUGGUAUGUCGAGCAAACAAGUAGCGACAAGUCCGCUACUCUUGGACUGGUCCAUUUAAAGGCCUAUGACGAGCUCGUAUCAUCAUCGACCACGAACAAUAAGACUUUUGAGCUAGAUCGUCGACCACAAUGGUCUCAUGUCCUGGCAUGCUACGUCAUUGAGAAAUGCGUUUCUGUCAUCUUGAAGUCUCCACGAUCUUCACUGCUUGAUGGGUUUACACAGCCUAGCACGCUGUUCAGUCACUAUCGUUUCCACAGCAUCUUGGCAUCCAAGGAAACAAAUGAAGUUGGUGGCGACAUUUCCCCAGACGAUCGAGCUACCGAAUCUAUCAAGGAGGAACCAGUGUCCGUGCUUUCGGAACGCAAGAUGCUACCGAUCGAUGCCCACGAGGACCGAAUCAUUCGAAAUAUCGCCAACAAUCGUGUCACUAUCAUUCAUGGAGAGACAGGUUGCGGAAAAAGCAGUCGGGUUCCCGUGAUGGUUUUGAAUGCGCCAUCACCAGAACCAACCUUACCGAGAGUCAAGUUUUUCAUUUCUCAGCCAAGACGUAUUGCGGCAAAGGGUCUUGUCGAACGAGUGCGCAGCUGUGAACCUGAACAUCGUCAAAAGUUUGCAAUUCGAAUGGGCCAUGGAUGGAGAGAGUACGAAACAAAGCAUACGCAAGCCUGGUUCGUCACAACAGGGUAUCUAACACGCCUACUGGCAAAUCACCCUGAGAGGUUCGAUGGCUUGACGCAUUUGAUUAUUGAUGAAGUUCACGAGCGAUCCGUCGACACGGACAUCUUGUGUCUAUUGUGUCGUCGUCUCUUGGAAAGAAAUAAGACCAUCCGGCUUGUGUUGAUGAGCGCCACACUUGCUACGAAGCUUUACAAAGAGUAUUUUAUGGUGCCGAACGAUCCGAUUCAUGUUGGCGUCCGCACCUAUCCUAUUGUGCCAUACUUCGUCGAAGAUCUUCACAAAUUCAAACUUCCACGGAAUGAGAUGAAGGCUGCCGGAGAAAUUGUAAAGGAAUGUCAGAAAAAGAGAUGCAACUCUACACCCACAGCAUUUGAGCUUGCAAAACGCUUCUCGUUGGCAGCGAAUCUAGCCAAAGCAGUUGGUAAACCAGGAACUUCCGUUCUCAUUUUUGUCCCAGGAAUGAAUGAGAUUGUUGUCAUCACGGAAUGCAUUGAGAAGUUCAUGGUGGCCGGGAAAAGAUACACUACUUGCCCCAUUCACUCCGAUAUUCCCUUCGAGGAACAAAUGGAAGCUUUCAAAGAACCUGAUAAAGAUGAAGUCAAAAUUAUCAUUGCAACAAAUGCGGCCGAGAGUUCAGUUACGCUGCCAACUGUGGAUCAUGUCAUUUGCCUUGGGCUUUGUCGGCAAAUCGACUACAAUCCUACGACUCACCGCCAGAUACUUUUGCCUAUGUGGAUCUCGCAAGCCAGUGCCAAGCAGAGGGCUGGCCGAACUGGUAGAGUGCGACCAGGGAAUGUCUACCGUCUGUAUACAAGAGAAACGUUCGAGAACUUUAUGGAUGAGUUCGAUCCAGGAGAAAUCAGCCGGGUGCCGCUCGAUUCCAUUAUCUUGAUGCUGAAGGAAAUGCUUCACGAGGAAGUCAUCCCUGUCUUGUGCAACUGCAUCGAGCCACCGAGCAUGGACACCAUCGACCGGUCGUUUGAGAGCUUGUAUCGAUCGAACUUCAUCGAGGAACCGGAUGAUGAAGCCGACAUUACGUCGCUUGGUUGUUUUGUUUCUUCCCUGGGAAUCGACUUGACAUUGGGAUCUCUUAUUGGGCUUGGUAUUCAGUUUGGUGUUGCUGCAGAAGCAAUCGAGAUGGCAGCGAUGAUGUCGUUUCCCAAGGCGCCAUUUCAAGUUGCCAACACAUUGUUUCAUGAUUCAACAACUUUCAAUAAAAUUACGUCGGGUGGAUAUGUAUCAAGGUGUCAUUUCGACGCGAAUCUGUACUCAGAACCUAUGUCGUUGAUGAAUGCGCUCGCUGAAUACGAUGCCGCGCCAAAUAAAGUAUCGUGGUGCUUUAAACACAGCAUGGCCGUUGCUCGAAUGAAACAACUAUCGGCAACAAGAAAAAGUCUAAGGACCCGUGUGGCAAAGUACUUUGGUAUCAAUGAAAAUGUGUUGAUUCCUGAGACUCCACCAGUGUUGAUGCCUCACGCGAAGGUAAAUAUUUUACGCAUCCUACAAGUAUGGGUGUUUCCAGAAACAAUAAUUGAAACAUGGCCUCCAAAGAAUGUUGAAGUCCGAAGCCACGACGGAUCCGCUACCCUCAGCGUUCAAAAAGGUGUGAUUGAAAAGGCACAGCUGGACAAAGUGCUGCAUGCUGCAAGACACCCGUAUGAGAUACUAAACUCUGCGCACUUGAAACAAGUUGGUCACUUCAAUUAUCAAGGAAUUUUCGAGCUUGAUACCUUUAUUGUGGAUUUCCAAGCAAAGCUUGUGUCAUACAUGGUGGAGGUGAACGUAGACUUGGUCGCUUGUGACUAUGGGAACAACCUUUACCUGUUUCGACAAGCUGAUUUCGAUUGUGCGAAGGACACCAUCUCAGGAUUUGAUUCUUUGGAGUGUGCUAUCGCAGAACAGGACAUCGUAGUAGACCAGGGCUGGAAGGCGGCUCGAAGAGGCAUUUCGGAAAGAAAAUGUGGCGCGUGGACGGCAAGGGUUGUCAACAAUGACGAACGAAUUCCGCCGGAAGGGAAGAUUUACAAACGGUUCCAUAUACAAGAAUGCCCCAAAGAAACCAAAGUAUUGCUGCUCAAUCAGAUUGAUAAAGCACUGAUGCGGGAUGAAAUAAAAUCCUAUCUUCAUUGGUGUUUUCCUAUUGUGCCUGAAAGGAAAAAAAAGACAAUCAGUGACACCACUAUCACUGAACAGAAGUUCUCCGUAGUCAUUCGUGGAGCUUGCCAGGCGAUUUCCCAUCUCGAUCUGAAAGAUCUUCUAGCCAGCUCGGAAAUUCAUUCACUUGUGAGGAACAAUGGCGUGACAAGAAUCCGUUUCCAUCAAAUGAAGAACAAGCCAUUAGUCUUGAAAAAACCUGGAAAAGACGAGCUUGAGACUACUAUUAAGUCCAGUUGGAAGCGUCCUUUGUUGCAUAAUAUCCCUGAGGGUGCUCGCCUUCUCGGUGUGUUGGCGUCCGGAGCAUCACGCGCGGGAGGCCCAAGAUUGCAGUUUGCGAAGAAGGAAGAGAAGAGCGAAACGCUUGGAGAUAGCGCUACGGUGGAAGUGCAUCUCGACCGAUGGAUAUCUAAUCUGAAUUCUCGCUGGAAGCGGCAUGGAACUGAAGGAAAAGUUUUUGUACAACCACACACAGUGCCAACAUCAGCAUUUAACAGCACAGGACCGCUUUUCGCAUGUUGUUCGAACGCACUUGAGGUAGGGGGAGGAAUAAUCAGGGUAGAAGGCGUUACUUUAUUGCCACGGAAUCCACUCUUCCUUCUGUUGUCCAUUCUCUCGUUUGGAUUGCAAGCCAAAACCACAUCAGAUAACGGGCAACCGGCGUUAGAGGCCAUUGAAACCCAGGAAUUGAUCUUCAAUGCUGCUGUUGGAUGGAUGGGAAAACAAAAGCAGAAACUGGCGAAAUGUGGCAUUCAAAAUCCCGAGUUCGACUUGAAUUCUAAUGGUGGCAGAGGCAGGAUUGCAACUGCGAUCGAGUUCAACAACGUCUCAGAGCGCCUAGGAGCAAGUCUUUUGUGUCACUCUGACUCAGUUCUCGCUCUUUGUAAUCUAUUUUCUUACGUCGACGGGUACGAGAUGGCUCUUUGGGAUUCAUUAGCUGAUACUGCGUUCACUGAAGAGAAUCUGUCAAAAUGGCGCAGAGGAGCUAAAUGGAAGGUAGCGGAGAAGAAGCCAGGAAAAGUGUGUAUCGAAUCUGAAGCGAAGCGACACGUCCAGGAGGGCUCCAAAGGAAGAAAGAUUUCCAACGUGAUUGUAGCUUCUUGGCUAGAUGGCAGCGCGGCAACUUCAAAACCAGAAGCGGGAUGCAAGAACUCUGAGCCACCCAACGAGAACGAGAAGAACCAGAAAAGAAAGCAGAAAAAGAGAGGAGCGAAACAGCAACAGAAAAAGGAAAAGAAAGAUAAGAAGCUGAAACAGAAAGAAGAAAAGAAAGCGAAGAAGGCAAAGGAGAAGCCAACACAUAUAUUCCAAGUACAAAACCAGUUUGAAUAA